UACAGCGAUCCCAUAGAGCCUCCACCAUGGCAGACCACCUUCAAGUUCAGCAGCAACAACAACAGUUGGAGCUUCCACCGGGGUACAGGUUCCACCCUACUGAUGAGGAGAUCAUCACCUCCUACCUUGCCCCUAAGAUUCUCAACCCAGCGUUCGACGCCACGGCGAUCGGUGAGGUGGACGUGAACAAGAACGAGCCAUGGGAGCUUCCCAAGAAGGCCAAGAUGGGGGAGAACGAGUGGUACUUUUACUGCCAGAAGGACCGCAAGUACCCCACUGGGAUACGAACCAACCAGGCCACGAAGGCCGGCUACUGGAAGACCACAGGUAAGGACAAGGAGAUCGUCAAUCCACAUUGUACGUCCAUGCUCAUCGGCAUGAAGAAGACAUUGGUGUUCUACAAGGGCAGAGCUCCCAGCGGGGAGAAGACCAACUGGGUCAUGCAUGAGUACAGGCUCGAGAUCGGCAAGCAGUCAACAACCGGCCUGCCCACCGCCAUCACAAAUGCCGCUUCCAUUAACGCGUCUUCCAAGGAGUAUGUGGUUUGCAGGAUCUUCCAUAAGAACACUGGAAGUGGGCUGUCAUCCAUGGUGUCACAUGAGGACGUUGGGACCAGGCCGGGCAACAACGACCAGGGCAACGGCAGUGGAACAACCACCCACAAGAUCUCGUCUAUGAGCAUGGGUACAGAUGGGGCAUGUUGAAGUACUGAUAAUCAGAUGAUCCAAGACAAGAUAUAUAUGUGUGUGUGCAUUAAUUAAUCAUCCAUCAGAAGAUUGGUCGAUAUAUACCAACAUCUAUAUUGGUUUGCAGCGCAUUUUAUUUUUCAGCGUGAUUCCAACAGAGUGCAUGCACCACAUCAGAAGAUCGGUCCAUAUAUACCAACAUCUAUAUUGGUUGGCUCGUUUUGCUUGCCUCUCUUGUGCUAGUAUUGUGUGUAUGUGUAUCGGCUUGUACAUGCACCACAUAUCGGUGUAUAGCUAGCUACAUUUGCAUUGUAAACUUCCUAGGAGUGUACACCCUGCAUGUUUUAAACCUAG
Triticum aestivum (bread wheat) is the source of this 1040-nucleotide messenger RNA. Its product is annotated as NAC domain-containing protein 100. Gene Ontology annotation, molecular function: DNA binding. The record is from RefSeq and is a predicted model, not a curated record. NCBI's taxonomy places the organism in Eukaryota, Viridiplantae, Streptophyta, Magnoliopsida, Poales, Poaceae. Gene Ontology annotation, biological process: regulation of DNA-templated transcription. The transcript has 2 exons. The coding region runs from base 27 to 704 and encodes 225 amino acids.